UUGUGGAUGAAAUCAUACAAAAAAUAAAUAAAAGCCAUAUUAAUUUAAAGAACGAGAAAUUUGAAGAUGAAAAAGCGCAUGAAAUAGAUGAAAUAAAAUGUUUGAAAAAAAAAGUUUAUAAAGAAAUUAAUGCAUUAGAGAAUAAAGAAUCGAAGAAGGAAUUUAGGAGGGAGUUUAUAGAGGAAUUGAGGGGGUGGAUAGAAUUGAUGAAAUGGAUAGAAGAUAGCCCAAAGGAUGCAAUGGAUGAUGAAUUGGAAAAUAAAAAUAGUACAAAAGAUCAAAAUACAAAUAAAAGUGAUGCAACAGACGAUGAAACGACAAAUAAAAAUAGUUCAAAGGAUCAAAAUACAAAUAAAAUUAAUGCAACGGACGAUGAAAAGAUAAAUAAAUAUAGUCAAAAUGAACAAAAUACUAAUGAAGAGAUAAAUAAAAAUAGCCAAAAUGAACAAAAUUCAAAUGAAGUGAUAAAUAAAAAUGGUCAAAAUGAACAAAAUACAAAUAAAAAUGAUGCAACGGACGAUAAAAUGAUAGAUAAGUUGUUAAAGGAAUGGGUGAAAUUGACGAGUGAAUCAGAUAAUAAUCUAAUAAAACAAAAUGCAACAGAAA
Molecule: messenger RNA, 606 nt
Organism: Racocetra fulgida
Lineage: Eukaryota; Fungi; Glomeromycota; Glomeromycetes; Diversisporales; Gigasporaceae
Source: the annotation of a GenBank genome assembly